UUGGAACACCUGGUGCAGCAGAUGACCGUUGCAGAGAAGGCUCUUCUGCUGGCUGGUUCGAGCUUUUGGGAAACAAAUUCUAUCGACAGGUUAGGGAUACCGCGAAUGAAAGUGUCUGACGGGCCCAAUGGCGCAAGAGGCGAGAACUUUGAAAACGGUGUGACCAGCGCAUGUUUCCCGGCAUCUGUGUGUCUUGCAGCUACUUUCGAUGAAGAACUCGCAGAGCAAGUCGGGAAAGCUCUCGGUCAGGAGACGAAGACGAAAGGAGCGAGAGUGCUACUGGGUCCUACUGUUUGCCCACAUCGUCACCCAACUGGCGGGCGUAACUUUGAAUCGUUCUCAGAAGACCCUCUACUGGCUGGCCGUUUGGCGACACAUUAUAUCAAAGGGCUUCAAAGUCAAGGUAUUGGCGCUACCAUCAAACACUAUGCAGUCAACGAGCAAGAGAGCAACAGGUUUGGCAUCGAUGCCCGUGUGAGCGAGCGGGCGCUUCGAGAGAUCUACCUCAAGCCGUUUGAGAUUGCUAUAAAGAAUGCCAAUCCUUGGUCGGUUAUGACAAGCUAUAAUCUCGUCAAUGGAACACACGCGGAUGCCAACCAUUUCUUAUUGACAGAAGUAUUGCGGACCCAGUGGGGCUACAACGGCCAUGUUAUGAGCGAUUGGGGAGGUACCAACUCGGUGGCUGACUCACUCAAUGCCGGCCACGACCUAGAGAUGCCUGGUCCCGCAGUGCACCGUACGGUGGACAACAUCCAGAAAGCGCUUGACAGCGGAGCCCUCUCCGCCGACACCCUUGAUCAGCGGGUCCUGGCCAACCUCAAGCUCCUUGAGCAAUGCAACGUGUUCAACGACCCCACCAUCCCGCCGGAAAAGGCUGUUGAUCUUCCUGAACACAGAGCCUUGAUUCGGAAAGUCGGAGCUGAGGGCGCGGUGCUGUUGAAGAACGAUAACUCCAUUCUGCCUCUAAAUAAGGACACGACCCGCUCCAUCGCCAUGGUUGGACUGGCAAAAGAUUUCCUCGGACACGGCGGUGGUUCUGCUGCAGUGAACGCUCAUCGCAAGAUCACAGCAUAUGAAGCCUUUGAAGACGCGGUCGGAGAACACGUAGAGCUAAGGUACGCCGAAGGUGCUCGAAUCUGGAGAAAUUUGCCUUCUAUAUCCGAAAGCGUAGUAAAUCUUGAUGGGAAGCCUGGGUUCUCUGUCAAAUGCUGGGACGCCGACGACAAACCCCAACAAAUGCGACAAGUUCCGUCAUCUAGCUUUCGUUCCUUCGAGUCUGGUGGCCCAUCUCGUGUGGUCAUGUCCGGCACCUACACGCCCACAGUUAGUGGCAAGCACUAUAUCAGCUUCUCAACUAUCGGAAACACCACGGCCUACAUCAACGAUGAUGAAGUGUUCAAGUACGAGGGCAAGUCUGCCGACGUAAUGGCCGUCCUCAUGGGCGUUGCGAAGGAAGACCAGAAACGGUACAACUUUGUGGCUGGCAAGGAGUACAUCAUCCGCAUCGAAGCCAGGACCGUAGGGGAUGCCGAGAGUCCUCUAUCAUUCUUGUCCAGCAAUAUCAUUGGGUUCAAUUUUGGCCUUGUACACCAGGACCUUUUCGAGGCAGAUCUGGUCUCAAAAGCAGUAGAAGCUGCUAAAUCGUCCGAUGUUGCGAUGGUCUUUGUUGGCAACACACCAGCUUGGGAGACCGAGGGCUGCGACCGCGACGAUAUGAACUUGCCAAAGGACGGAUCAAUCGAUAAGUUGAUCUUCUCUGUGGCGGAAGCCAACCCCAAGACGAUAGUCGUAAACUCCACAGGAUCUCCCAUCAGCAUGCCAUGGAUACUCGAUGUUGCCGCGGUCCUUCAAGCCUGGUUCCCUGGCCAAGAAGCGGGUCAUGCCAUCGCCGACGUUGUCUUUGGCGACGCUUGCCCUGGCGGUAAGCUUCCUGUCACAUUUCCCAUCCAGUUGUCCGAUGCGCCUGCAUACGGCAACUUCCCGGGUGAUCUCAAAGCCAACCACGUCGAAUACAAAGAAGGCAUCUACAUUGGCUACCGCCACUACGACAAGAGGCCGGAGACUAUUCUCUUCCCCUUCGGCUUCGGACUAUCGUAUACCACGUUUCACGUGUCCAACGCAUCGCUCUCGUCCAAGACGUUCUCACAAGGAGAGAAUAUCCACGUCACAGUCGAUAUCAAGAACACCGGCGACCGUGAGGGUAGAGAGACCAUACAGGUAUACGUUGGGGCGAAUCAGAACGCGUCCAUGGACCGACCCAUGAAGGAACUCAAGGGCUACGCGAAGGCGCAUCUUGCACCAGGACAAAAGAAGACAGUCAGCGUAUUGCUGGACCAGGAAAGCUUCACAUACUUUGAUGAGGUCAGUAAGAAGUGGGUAGUGGAGGCGGGAAAGUACAUGGUGUCGGUCGGUACAUCGAGCAGAGAUAUUCAGGCGAUGUUAGAGAUCGAAGUGGAG
Molecule: messenger RNA, 2457 nt
Organism: Paraphaeosphaeria sporulosa
Lineage: Eukaryota; Fungi; Ascomycota; Dothideomycetes; Pleosporales; Didymosphaeriaceae
Exons: 3
Biological process (GO): glucan catabolic process
Molecular function (GO): beta-glucosidase activity
Source: RefSeq, a predicted model, not a curated record